This is a messenger RNA of Aptenodytes forsteri (emperor penguin), 3159 nucleotides long. RefSeq names its product heat shock 70 kDa protein 12A-like. Gene Ontology annotation, molecular function: ATP binding; ATP-dependent protein folding chaperone. The record is from RefSeq and is a predicted model, not a curated record. NCBI's taxonomy places the organism in Eukaryota, Metazoa, Chordata, Aves, Sphenisciformes, Spheniscidae.
AGUGGGUCCUGAAGAAGCAGCAAACAAUAGAUUUUGCAGCACUGCAGUGUGAACUAUCUUUGAAUGGCAGUUUUUGAGUCAAUGCCAGCUUGCUGAAAAUCAGGUCCCUGAGCUGCGCACCUCUGCACUGCUGUCGGCCAUGGCCAGCAAGUCAGUCUUCGUUGUUGCUAUAGAUUUUAGCACCUCCUGCAGCAGGUACUAUUUUUCCCUUGCUUCAGGUACAGACCAAAUCCUCCAGGUGUACUGGGGAACAGAGCAUGGGCUCAAGACACCAAAGACGCCCACGUGCAUCUUGUUCAACCAGAAGCAGCAGUUCUGGAAUUUUGGCUAUGAUGCUGUGAUGAAGUACAAGAGCCUGUCCCUCAGCAAAGCUGACAACUGGUACUUCUUCCAGAACUUCGAGAUGAAACUACAACACAACAGUAGGGGGAAUGUCACUUCUGGCAUGGAACUGAAAGCCAGCGAUGGAAAGACGCUUCCUGCCCUGAUGGUCUUUUCCGAAAGCCUGCACUGCCUGAAGGAACAUGCCCUGAACACCAUCCAAGAGGCCUCUUUCCAAACUGUCUGCAACCAGGAGGAGAUCAGCUGGGUCAUUACCAUCCCAGCUAUAUGGAGCGCUGCUGCCAGGCAGUUCGUGUGGCUGGCGGCAAGAAAGGCAGGACUUGCCUCUGACAUGAUUUCUGAGAAGCUGAUUAUUGCCCUGGAGCAGGAGGUUGCAUCGCUCUGGUGCAAACAGCUUCCACAGGAAGGAUUUAUGGCAGACAGCAGUGACAAGAAGAGGUUUGAAGACUCCCCUGGGAUCCAGUAUAUUGUUGUUGACUGUGGAGGUGGCACAAUAGACAUCACAGUACAUGAGAUCCAAGAAAACCAUUACCUGAAGGAGUUACACAAGGCAGCUGGAGGUGGAUGGGGAGGCAACAGAGCGGAUGAAAACUUCACUGAUUUCCUUGAGGAAAUAUUCGAUGACGGUGUAUGGGAUGAAUAUGUAAGGAGCCACCCUACCGAGUUACAACAUAUGAUGUACAACUUCAGUCUACAGAAAUGCUCUGCUAGCAGGGAGGCGGUCUACAUACAUUGCUACUGCAACUUGACCAGAGUCAAGAAGGACAUCUCCCACUUCUUCAAAAAAGCAAAAGGUGCUGUGUGGUGUGGUGGGAUGAUCAUGAUUACAUAUGAGAAAAUGAAGAGCUUUUUCGACUACAGUAUCAAAAAUGUCAUUCGUACUUUGAGGGAGAUUCUUGACAAGCCUGAGAUGGCCAAGGUCCAGUACAUUUUGCUUGUGGGAGGCUUUGCAUCUAGCAUCAUCUUGAGCGAUGCGAUCAGUCAGACCUUUGGCAAGAAGUAUCAUAUCCUUUGUCCAGUGGAGGCCCAAGUGGCCAUUGGAAAAGGGGCUGUUUUAUUUGGAGUCAAUCCACACAUUGUUGCCUCAAGAGUCAGUGCUCAGACAUACGGCAUAGCAGUAAGUUACAAAUUUGAUGCUGCUAUCCAUGACUUCUGUAAACUAAGAGUCUCAAAAGCUGAUGGCUAUAUUUUUUGCACAGAUCUCUUCAAGAAAUUGGUGGGAAUUGAGGAGUUAGUAAAUAUAAAUGAAGUUGCCCACUAUAAUUUCCAUCCAACAGAACCAGAUCAAACAAAUGCAUGAUUUUCUUUCUAUUGUACAGAAAAGCAGGAUGCUCAGUACGUAGAUGAGGAAGGGAUGGAACAGCUUGGCUCCUGUACAGUGCCAAUGCCAGACACAAAGCUGAGGAAGAAACGCCAACUGAAGCUGAAUAUUAAAUUUGGCCUCACUGAAUUUAAAGCCACAUGUACUGACAUUACUUCCAAACAAAGUCAGGCAGUUAUAAUAGAUUUUUCACCUGUGUAAAUGCUCGGUACAUCAAGCAGCAGGGACAAUAACUCAAGGGAGUGCAUGACUUUAGUGGGAGGCAAUAACGACUACAAUAGAGAAGGCAAAUGGACCAUAAAGUCCAUCAUCCAGCCUUCUGCUUGCAUAGGUAAACAGUUUGCUAGCCUCAUUCUCUGGUUCCUUCCAUUCCUCACCAACCACCCUUUCAGUCCAACACCUCUCUUUCUGUUGUAUCUGACAGCAGGUUUAUCUGCUGCUUUACCUCUUGCCCUUCUAGCUUAGCCCCAUUGCAUCUCUGAACACAAUAGUCCAUACCACCAAUAUAACAAUCUGUACUCUACCUGUGUUUGAUACAAAGCUUCUGGACUGGUGUCUAACUUCCACAUAUACCAGCCCAUAACUACUUCUUUUAGCCUGAUGUCUUCUUUCAGCUACAUUCUCUCUUCCUCUGAUAUCAGGUCUCUUUAUCUGGAGUCCAGGUUUAACUCUGCCCGGGGUGACAUUCAAUGGAUUUGAGUUUUCUUCAGAACAUGACUUAUAUAGAUUGUGUUUAAUUAAAGAACUCUUGUCACAGUCAGGAUAGAUACUCUGUGAAGCAGUAACUCAAUGUAGUCUGGGGGCUUGUAUCCAAAACCUGUGGGAGUGUUGUUUCCAUUAAACCAUUGGUUGGUUUGAUCUCAUUAACUGGGCAGAUACAAAUGCCAGAUUGUAACAUUACAGAUAUGAAUAGUGCUUACGUCGCUGCCUCAGCCCCUCUGUCCAGCUGUGGGUACCUUCUACAUCUCUGACUUGGGCUUGAUAUUUUCCAUGUCCAUAAAAGCUCAUUUCUUUGCCUUCUGCCUACAGCACCUGUGCACAGGUUCAGCACAGUGUGGCCUGUCUGAGCCCAAAUUUGUCCAAGAAAGAGAUGUGAUCCUGCAGUGUACUGGGUCUGGCUGGGGUGGAGUUAAGUUUCUUCAUAGCCGCCCUUAUGCUGUUGUGUGAUUUAUGACCAAAAUGGUGUUGCUAGCACACCAAUGUUUUAGCAAUAGCUGAACAGUGCUUGCACAGCAGCAAGGCCGCCUCUGUUUCUCACUCUGUCUCUGCAGCGAGGAGGCUGGCGGCAGGAGCAAGGGAGAGGGCAGAGCCAGCACAGCUGACCCCAACUGACCAAGGGGAUAUUUCAUACCCUGUAACCUCAUGCUCAGCAAUAAAACUGGGGGGAGUUUCUCCAAAGUAACUAUUGCUUGGAGACUGGCUGAGCAUCGGUCUGGUGGUGGGAUGUGGUGACUGCCUUUGCAUUACUUGUUGGGGUUUUUUUGUGGGUUUUUUUU